AUGAGCGUCUUUCAGGCGACGCUGCCAGUGUGACGUAUAAUCUAGUGGACAGGAUGUUUCUUCAACAACAACAGCUGGUCAGUCACCUCGGUAGCUUUCAAGACAAAAUAGUCGUUGUUUAGUUGCACCUGUGUUUUAAAAAUACAUAUGUCUUGUUGCUAGCUAGUUUCCCCAUUUAAUUUCAUGUAUACGUUGUUAGGUAGCUGGCUUGAUUAAUGAGCUUAUCAAUAGGCUAACGAACGCUAGCUAGUUAGCUAACAUUCCCGACCAUGACUUCACUAAGCUGCUCUCCUCCUGAUAAAGAAGAGGAUGUCUGCUGGACGGAGAAAGAAGCGCUGGUGAAAGAGGAGGAGGAAGAGGAGGAUGUUACAAUACAAAAACAAGUAGAGGGUGAGUCUGGUACUGUGAAAGAAGAAGAGAAAUGCGUUUCAGUGAAAGAAGAGGAAGACGCGUUCAGAGUGAAAGAGGAGGAGGAUGUUACAGUAAAAGAAGAGGAGGAAGAGAGAGAGGAGGAUUCAGUUUUUGGAGUGAAAGAGGAGGAGGAGGAGAUGACUGUCACAUUGAAAGAGGAGGAGACAGGAGAUCUGAUUAAGACCCGAGAGAGACCAGACUCUCCCUCUGACAGCGGGAAGAGUCCUUCAGGGGAACCAGACCCAGAGACGCCCAAACCAGCCAAACGACAUCACUGCUCGCACUGCGGAAAGAGUUUUACUAAGUUACGAAACCUAAAAGAGCAUGUGAGGACACACACAGGAGAAAAGCCUUUCCAAUGCUCCCAGUGUGGAAAUAGUUUUAGUCAGUUAGGUAGCCUGAAAAUACACAAGAGAAUACACUCUGGAGAGAAGCCUUACCACUGCUCCCAUUGUGGAUUGACUUUUACCUGGUUAGGGAGCCUGAAGUCACAUGAGAGAAUACACACAGGAGAAAAGCCCUACCACUGUUCCCACUGUGGAAAGAGUUUUAGGUGGUUAGAAGGCCUGACAAAGCAUGAGAGGACACACACAGGAGAAAAGCCCUACCAAUGUUCCCACUGUGGAAAGAGUUUUACUCAGUUGGGGAACCUGAAAUCACAUCAGAGGAUACAUACACAGGAGGAGAAGACAUACCACUGCUCUAAUUGCGGAAAGACAUUUUCCCGGGCAGAGGACCUGAAAUCACAUGAGAGAAUAGAGAGGCUGUGUUCUGACUUGUGUUUUUGACUGAGAAUUUAGGUUUUUGUUCAUGCGACAUUAAAUCGUAUUGUUUAUAUGAAAUCAUUUAAGAAAAAAAGAGCUUUACUUUUGUUUGAGUUUUUUCAUCUGGAGACCUGAUCAUGUCUAAAAUCAAAUCAAAUAUUUUUAAAUAUGUAAAAAAUAAAAAAAAUAAAAAAUCUUAUUAGCUUCGAUUGAUUGGAUGCAAAAUGUCAACCCUAUGAUGUUGUUUAUUAUAUUAUUUGCAAAAUGUAAAUUAUUAUAUAAGUAAGUAGCCUUCCAGAACAGCUCAUAGAAACAGGAGCCUUGUCUUGUAUGAUCCAGAACAAAUCAAAGUUUAUUUGUCACGGGAGUUAAUACAACAGGUGUAGUAGACCUUACAGUGAAAUGAUUACUUACAGGCCCUAACCAACAGUGUGAUUUGUAAGUAAAAAAUAGGUAUU
Molecule: messenger RNA, 1633 nt
Organism: Oncorhynchus mykiss (rainbow trout)
Lineage: Eukaryota; Metazoa; Chordata; Actinopteri; Salmoniformes; Salmonidae
Source: RefSeq, a predicted model, not a curated record